AGUAUUAAAAUAGAACAAAAUUUUCUUCGUACACCUUGUUCUAAGUAGGGGUAAUGAAAAUAAUAUCGGCAAGGGCCUGUAGUACUACGUCUCUUUUUCUACAGUGAUGAAUGUCGUCAAACAAAAAUAUGUUCUUGCAUGAGGACGAGGACCAGCACAGUGCAGAUCAUCUGCAUCAAGAAUUAUACGCCUCAGGGGGUGUCGUGGUGCAAGAAGAUCAGGAUCAAAGCAAACCAAAUCAGAAUCAAAAAGAGUGUCCAAAAUGGAAGAUCAGUACGACCUUCAAGUGAUAGAAGUAGCAGUCGGCCUUUCGAUCUUUCAUGAUCCAGAAGUCGUUAACACCAGCACGACCUGCUAAGGCUGCAAUAGUAGAAGGCAGUCCGGAACAAGGGGAAGCAGCUCUAGCUCGUCCCAGGAUAUAUGAUUCAAAUUCUUGAUGGCCAUUUCUCUAACGUUAAAUAAAGGAGCUCCACAAAGAAUUGUCGACCACCGUUGCUGGGGCAGGGACGCCGAUUUUUGGGUGGAACCAGCCACGGCCGCCGGAGGAACAAGCUCCUGGUGCCACGACAUUGUGCUAAAAACGGCACUUGGAGGUCCUCCUCAACAAGGGCAGCAGCUUCGGUUGUGUGCCUCUGCUGCACAAAAGAGGGGCCCAGGCGUAGGACUUUUCGGAGAGCAGUAGAACUAGUUGGAGGGCGACGUCAAUCGCGAAGAAGGUCAUGGUCGCGGUCGUGGACCUUCAGCAGUGCUACAACAACGCAAGCACGACCUGGUCGUGCUUGACUAAACACGAUUGCCUGGUGCAGCCUGGUCAACAUGAUAUUCGUAUUAGCAUGGAACUACUUCGCCAGCCAGGUGUUUUUUCCUCUGCUUUUCGUCCCGUGGUUAGCACUCCCUCGGUUUUUUCAUCCGGUGCUAGAAAUUGUACCAGCCUGCUCCCGCCCCCUCCAGAUGUUGACUCUUGUCACUGCCGAGCGCGACGUAGUCCUCAAAGCUGAUGCAAGGCGGGAAUCAUCCAUUUUAACGCAAGAUGAUUCACCCCCGAGCACCAGCACCUCCAGUAGCAGUACGUGCGACCCGAAUUUCACUCAGUACCGGAAAGAGGCCUUGGAAUUUGCGGAAAAAUUGUUGCCGAAAAAGCGGUACUAUCAAAUGCAAAAAUGUCUGGGUCUGGAAGGGUCAUGCUGUUUUUGCAUGACACAGAAGGUCUGGCAUGGAAGCGCUAGCAUCACAGAUUUCCGGGAGCUUCCACAAUGCCGAACCCGCAUGACAAAUCCUCCAUUUUGGUGACAGAAAGUGGGCAGCUUUUGCUACCUAUGCAUGAGAGAUUUUUCUGUGUUCUGAAAUGCGCAUAACAAGUUUGCAUUCUUCCAGACAUCCAGGGAUAUUUGCAAUCCAUAGGUACCCGGUCAUUCAAGACCACGGCAUUCCCGACCCUCUCCCGAUUCAUGCGAAGCCGCGAACGCCGACAAAUUUCACAUUCGGGGGGAUUCUGCCGAGCGAAGCGCACGCCUUAGUGUCCGUGAUCGAACAGUAUAUCCUGUGUAGAUGAUAUGGAUGUGUCAGGAUCGAGAUCGACAAAAUCGAAAUUAUUUGUAAUGCAUAAAAUGCUACGCAAAAAGCGACUCUAUUGCAGAGGAUGCAAGGAAGGCGGAUUGUAGUCCUGGUAAGGGUUAAGUAUUGGGCUGCUGACUAGCAUGACAGAAGGCAGCUCCUUUUCCCUAAACCGCAUGACAGAUUCGCCUCCAGGAUGCGGAGAAUUUGUCAUGCGCCGACUACAAACUGUGGGUCUAACUGGCAUCGAUUUUGUGCAUCACAAGUUUUUCGAUUUUGUCAAUUUCGAUUCUGACACUUUCAUAGAUGAAACGUCCCCACCCGAUACUUGUCGUUGUCAUGCAAAUCUGCAGACCUAGUUAGAAUAACGCUUCUCAUGCGCAGCUCCAUAAGCAGGAGCCGUUUUGAACGCUAUCUUGCAUCUGCGAGUAGUUUGUCCUGCAGAAAUUAGGACGAGGCGACGUGAUCGUGAUCGAUUUCUGAUGCGGCUGCGGCUCUAGCUAAGUACCCACGACGAAGCUGCAAGCUCAAAUUUGUCGCGCGCAGCAGCCAAAUCUUGUUGAUUUGUGUAGCAAGGUGGUCGUCAUCAUCUUGACCAUUAUGGGAGGAGGACGUUUUAUUUCCUGAGGAUCCAGUAUGGAGUCGAUUUUGUGGUGGAAUCCGGCACGGGUUUUGGCGUCAGCGCGGAAAUGGUCGUCACAAAUGCUUAUGUGGACCGCAAUAAAAACGACGACCUGGCAGAUUACAUCGAAAACGAAGAUCAGAUGGAAGAACAGCAGGAAAAUAAGAAAAGUACGGAAAAUAUUUUUAAAGGCACGACUGUGAGGACUGAAUCAAGCCCGGCGCCCUCCAGCACCUUUGUUUUUCAUUCGUUCGAGCUCGAAGCCGAUUGCAAGAUGGAUGGGAAAAUAAACCACACAACUGGAGAUCCAACUACGCUUGCAGCGGGUGGUGCCGGAACAGGACCACGCCAGAGUGCUGCUCCCUUAACUACCACUUCUGCUUCUACUGACGGUCCUGCUGCUGCAGCUGCUAACGCUAAGACCACUGCGAAAGAACAAAGCAAUCGCAAAGCAAAUGCUGGCGCAACAUCUACUUCACAGAACAUCAAGUACAGCGAGGACGAGAUCAGCGCCGCUCUGGUUUUCGAGGAGGACUACAGCAGGCAGGAUGCAAAACUCACGUCAAACACUACCUCUACAUCAACCCCAGUCGUGGCCGCCACCCGUUCUUGCACAACCUCCGCACACACCUGGAACGCGACCGUUGCGCGAAUCUUUCGCCUAUCAACUUCAAAAAUGUCUGGGUCUGGAAGAUUGCCAAGUUUGUCAUGCAUAUUCUGAAUGACCCACGAUAUCUGUGAUGCAUGCCCUAGCAUCACAGAUUUUUAGAGGGCUUUGCGAUGCCUCUACCGCAUGAGAAGUGCCGUCACUGCGUUGCACAAAGUGGAGUCCUCUUGUUGGUCAUGCAAGACUGAUUUUUUUUACCUUCCAAAGACAGCAUCACAAGUUGCAACCUUCCAGACCCAGACAUAUUUGCAUUCCAUAUCGCCGAACAAGCGCGAUUCUGCACGACCGGGAUGGGGGACGGCUGUACCAGAAGGAAUUUCUCAAAUUGCCCUUCUCCACCUACUUGCACAAAACCGGAAAAGGCGACAACCUUCACAAAGCGACAUCAGGAGCUCCGCCUGCAUCAAAAACUUCGAGGAGGAACCCAUGGUUCUCCCCUUCCUCUACUUCUGAUCCCUCCAUUUCUAUGUGCAGCGACGACGCAGAAAACAAAAUCUCUCCCCGCCUCGGCGCCGACCGGUUUCAGGGUGAAAAUUUGAUUAUCCUGUGCAAAAUUAAGAGUGUCGUAUUUGAUCAUGUCGUACUGAGCGCACGACCGCAGUGAUGCAAUAAAACAAAUUAUCCCCUUGCUUUCCGAGCUAGAUCAGCUGCAUGAAGAAGUCGAAUUUGUGCUGCACUUUGCAUUUGCUCAUUUGUAUUAUUCCGCAAAAAUAAGUACUGUCAGUACUACGAUACUUUUGCAUAUCCAUAUCACUGACGCUCUACGAGGAGGAUACUGUCCGACCGUAUGGGCAGAACCUGCACAAGAACGGACUCCAGGGGUUUUGCAAGGACGAAGUGUCACGAAAAUUGGGCCAAAUCCCAGAGAACAUCGUCAGUGGGGUGCUCGUAUGCACUGCAAACAAAUAUGUCUGGGAAAAGAAGAAUGCGACAUUUGUCAUGCUAGUCUGGCAACAUGACACUGAGCCCUGUAUUGCGUGGCCACGAACAGCUCCUCUUUUGUGUCAUGCAAAGUGCUGGCUGCUUCUCAUGCGGAAUACGCAACACAGAGCGACGGAAGAAUCAAUCUGUCAUGCGUGGCGGUGCAUUGCAGUGUACUUUCUUUUCACCGACAUGCAUCAUAAGUUUCCAGACCCGGACAUAUUUGCAAUGCAUAGCUCGGGGGCUGGGGCCCGAUUUUGGUUCGCGGGGUCCGGGACGUCGUGUCUCGCUGGAAACUAUCCUGUGCAAAAGUAUCGCACUCGUAGUAAUCGCAAUCCUGCAUUACAAAUCUUGCUCUUAAGGUAAAACUGCAUUACAAAUUUUAUUUCUCACGCUGAGGAAAUUUUUUUAUACGAGUACAAUGCUUUUGCAAUGCAUAGAAACAAGUAAAGCCGGAAUCGGGUGAGAAAAACAAAAUGCAGAAAGACCGGGAAGGAGAUGAAAAUACUGAAUCGAUGCCGACUACAACAGCGGGGCGAAUAUUUUGGACCUCCUCCGAGAACGACGACCUUCUGCGAAAGAGAGGUCGUGCACGGUCAGACAACAAGCCUGCAUCGCAAGAACGACCAAAUGGUGAAGAUCUUCUUCAGGUGAAGAAGUCGACUGAAGAUGUUCUAGAAGGUGGUCUUGCAGCCGAGGAUAAAAGGGUAGUUGCUCAGGACGAAGACGUAGUGGGUGAUGACGCGGAGCUCAGCAUUCACAGUAGAUACCUGUAUGACGAGGAGGACAUAAAUGCUGAGGACAAAACUGCUCCCGAUGAUUCAGUUGAUCCGGCCCCGGCGCUCCUCACCUACACGACCCCUCGGACGAGGAACAAGCGUAAAACAAUCCUCCGCUUCACGGCCAAUCGCAACUCGAAGUUUUUCUUCCGCUCCCUGAUUGGGCGCAAUCCGGACAAAAGGGUGGGGGUCUUCAUUGACGGGCCCAAGGGCAACGAGGCGUACCAAUUCGGGCGGGAAUUGUUUGACGAGUUUGACAAUGUCGUCUUUUUUGCCCUGCACGACACCAAUCCGAACAUUGGCAGCAAAAACUUCAUAUCAAAUGCAAAAAUGUCUGGGUCAGGAUGAAAGUUGGAACUUGUAAUGCUGGUCUUACAUUCCUGAACAAUCUGUAUUGCAUGACCAGCAAAAGACGUGGCGUCCUCUGUCGUACAAAAUAAACGCAGUUUCUCAUGCAGACAGCGUAUGAGAAACCGUUCUGCAAAUUUGUCAUGCUUGGCUGCAUUCGGAAGCGCUUUCAUCAUGAACAGUUCAGCAUCACAGGUUUCCAGACCCAGACAUGUUUGCAAUGCAUACUUCACGGACACGAAGUUCUACCGGACAAAAGACCCGCCAACAAAAACCGUGUUCCCCCUGAAUAAGGGGAAGAAAAUUUAUGCAUUGCAAAUAUGUCUGGGUCUCGUCUGGAAGAUUUGGGGAGUUUGUCAUGCAAGUUGUACAUGCCUUUGCCUGCCCAUGUUGCCUCUGAUGCAUGCUAUAGCAUCACAGCUUUCGGCGCAAAGGUUUUCACAUGUCUAAACUGCAUGAGAAAUGCCCUCUCCGGGAGGUGGCAACAAUCUGAGUGUCUUUUGCCUCUCUUGCAAUAGAGAUUUUUGUGUGAUCGACGGCUGGCAUCACAAAUCCCAUUCUUUCCAGAGGACCCAGACUUAUUUGCAGUUGAUAGAAUUGCUCUGUCGACGACUACAUCCGCAUCGUCCGAGCGAAACUACUCUGUAGACAUUCGACCGGAGAGGGAUGACGGCAGUAGUACCGACGGAAAGACAGAGAGGUGCUGGAUGCUGGAUCCAAGAUUUGGCUCCUGCAACCGCUUUAUGACAGUUCACAACUCUUCCUCCCCCCCAUUUGUCUUUGUCAUGCAAAAUCCCCAAUCCAGUCGCUGCCCUGUGGCGCUGUUUGCAUGACAGGUUCUGGCAGCCCAAAUAGUACUACACUCCAGUGCAGAUUUGUCAUGCAAAUGCUGAUGCAGAUGCGUGUAAGUUUAUUGCCGUUCAUGCUAUAAUACAAAUGAGGGGGACGAGGGGAAGUUGUGCACUGUCAUACGCUUAAGUUUGUCGACGGAUGUGUGGUUUCCAACGUCGAGAGCGGAGAGCUACGAUUUCUGGUAUGCCCUCCGCAUGGAACAAAACUGCUGAUCAUUUCUUGCGCCGAUACUUUCCUAUUCCUUGCGUUUGCUGAAAUCUUCCAAACAACGUUCUACUAGUAAGCAUAAGCAUAAGUAAAUGUAAAUGAUGAAAGAUGAAAACCCCACAUCGCAGGUGGCUCCCCUCCUGUAGGCGGCCCUACGUGAUUGAGACCUUCCAGCCCUAUUACCGCUCGAAGUUUGCGCACCUGGACCAAGAUUCAGUUGCGGAGUUGCGGCACCGCUGGCUGGACGAGUUCGACAUUCAUCCCUCCGAAACCUGGGCCCGGGACAUGCCCAAAGACGAUCGGUGGAAGCGGUUGUUUGAAAUCAAACGAGGAGGGCACGGGCUCACGCUGUUUGUGCGAAGGGGGGCCGAGAAGGUCGCGGGAUAACAAACUAGAAGUAUUCGGCGGGGAUGUAAAUGUUGCACAUGCAUUUUCAGGUCGUUUGGCCACUUUGUGUGAAGAGAGCUUGUCUUUGUGUUUGAUGAAGAACCACGAUGUUGAACUUGAAAGCAAAGCUUUAUAGAAUAUGACCACGUUUUUAAGAACCCUACAAAAAUGAAGAAAAAGAACCAGAGGAAAGUGUAAACUCAAGCACGGAGAAGUUUCAAUUAUUCGCGUUGACAUCAUUUGACAAAGAACCACUUUUCAGUCUGCGAAGUGAAGAUACUCAAAGUACGAGAGCAAGGCACAACAAAAUGUAGGAUGCGGG
Amoebophrya sp. A120 is the source of this 6659-nucleotide messenger RNA. The record is from the annotation of a GenBank genome assembly. NCBI's taxonomy places the organism in Eukaryota, Dinophyceae, Syndiniales, Amoebophryaceae.